Pseudomyrmex gracilis is the source of this 2073-nucleotide messenger RNA. RefSeq names its product tachykinin-like peptides receptor 86C. Gene Ontology annotation, molecular function: tachykinin receptor activity. The transcript is spliced from 8 exons. Lineage: Eukaryota; Metazoa; Arthropoda; Insecta; Hymenoptera; Formicidae. Gene Ontology annotation, biological process: G protein-coupled receptor signaling pathway. The record is from RefSeq and is a predicted model, not a curated record. Gene Ontology annotation, cellular component: plasma membrane. The coding region runs from base 588 to 1910 and encodes 440 amino acids.
UUAGAAAAAAUUGUGAACGGGAAAGUGAUCGAAUUACUUUGCAAUCUCUAACGGAAAUGAUGACAAGGAUGCGGGAAAUCUCUCGACUUUAUUUUGACGUGAAGCAAGAAUUUGAAAAUACCUCCAUGAAAAUUCGAUGUCAAUAAUUUCUGAAGUAAAUGAUACGAUUAUUGCACAUAGCAUUUGGUGCAGCUAAUUUUGUUGCUACUUUUCUAGAUCAGGACGCGAUGUUCGAAAAAUUAAAUGUCGACAGUAGAGAGAGAGAAAAAUAAAAGUGUAAAUAAGAUAGAUGUGAUUGAUCAACUCGGCGAAAUUUUUAUCGGAAAGUCAUCAACAUCGUUUGCAGCGAUUAGGCAACGGAGUCUGCGAGAUUAUCGCACCGUAUCAUGGAUUUGCAUCAGCGAUGUAUACAUUAUCUCUUUGUGUGAUGAGAAAUGAUUAAUCCAAUUAAACUACCACCAUGAUACUCGCCACUACGUCGUGCGCAUUGUACACGGAAAUCGGUAACGGCCGAUAACAUCGAUUGAACCGUUUCGCGGAGAAAUAGAGCGAAACCACCAAAACGAAGAAGACGAUCCCUCGCAAUUAUGGCGGUUAACAUCGAACUUUUGUACAAUUGCUGCUUGUUGGUUUUGCCUAACGUUCCGCUGUCGCUGAAAUCGAAUUAUAGCGAGCUCCAAUUGUUUAUCGACGAAGCAUUGAAUAGAUCUGACAAGCGAGAAGUCCUGAAAGAAGAGCUCACGGAUUGCUACUACAUCAAUCAGGACCGGCCGUUUGACCUGCCAUGGUGGCAGAAAUUCUUCUGGUCGCUGGUGUACGCGGUGAUUUUGCUGGUCGCAACCGGUGGAAAUAUCAUUGUCAUAUGGAUUGUACUUGCUCAUCGACGGAUGCGCACCGUCACUAAUUGCUUCUUGGUGAAUCUCUCCGUGGCAGAUCUUAUGAUGUCGUUGCUCAACUGCGCCUUCAACUUUAUCUUCCUUCUCAACUCUAAUUGGCCCUUCGGAGUGGUAUAUUGUACCAUCAACAACUUUGUGGCACACGUGACUGUUGCUUCUAGUGUUUUUACUCUCGUCGUAAUUUCUUGUGACAGAUACAUGGCUAUUAUGUAUCCUCUUCAGCAUCGUAAUUCGCGCAAGAAAACCGUGAUUACUUUAAUUUUAAUCUGGAGUUUCUCGUCCGCACUAGCAAUUCCGUGCCUUUUAUAUUCCACAACAACAUCGCGCAGGUAUAGAGGAUCGACCAGAACUUCUUGCUAUCUAUCGUGGCCUGAUGGUGGCUAUUUAAACAGCCGAACGGAAUAUUGCUACAAUAUCCUGUUCCUCUUGUUAACGUACCUGAUCCCGAUGACAGUGAUGAUUGUAUGUUACUCGUGCAUGGGACGAAAAUUAUGGGGCUCACAAUCUAUCGGCGAACAGACACACAAUCAGAAGGAAUCAAUAAACUCGAAACGCAAGGUUGUAAAAAUGUUUAUCAUUGUAGUGAUAAUAUUCGCAGUGUGCUGGAUGCCGUAUCAAGGAUUUUUUAUUUUUGUAUAUCAUCAUCGUUCCUUCGUAGAAAAAAGUUACGUGCAACACGUGUACUUGAGUUUUUACUGGCUCGCCAUGUCCAAUUCUAUGGUUAAUCCGAUCAUAUAUUACUGGAUGAACAACAGGUUUCGCGUUUAUUUUGAACUGAUAAUUUGUAAAUGUUACUGCGUGAUGGGUCGAACGAACGUGCGGCGCGGCGAGAUGCAAGAAUUGGCGACGCUUCAACGCUCGGGACUCGCAGUAUGCAAUUCGGGUCGUUGCAAAUCGACCUCUCUCAGAUGGCGACCGAGCGUGGCAGAGAGCCAGAUUCAAACGUUCAAAAUGAAUACUGUGCGAACGAUGUGCGAGAAGCUGCAGUCCAAAGAGGACGUUGUCAUAAUUUGAAUCAAAUAUUAUACCUAAUUAUGCGCAUUACGUGAAAAUGACGUAUUUGUUACAGAUGAUACUAUAAACAUUAACCUGUUCUGUGCGUUUUCAUCGAGAGCAAAACAAACGCGGUUAGAACGCGGUUGUAGGUUUGCACACAAUCAUGUUAAUUGGUAACAAU